Molecule: messenger RNA, 2225 nt
Organism: Pecten maximus
Lineage: Eukaryota; Metazoa; Mollusca; Bivalvia; Pectinida; Pectinidae
Product: heat shock 70 kDa protein 12B-like
Exons: 5
Coding region: 92-1828 (578 amino acids)
Molecular function (GO): ATP-dependent protein folding chaperone; ATP binding
Source: RefSeq, a predicted model, not a curated record
GUCCCCAGGUAAACGUGUGCGUCUGUAUAUCGACAUUAAUCACGGAAGAUGUGAUAUAUUAUAUCUGCAGGUGUGUUAUACACAGGAUACGAUGGAGUUUAACCCCAUCAUAGUUGCCGCCCUUGACUUCGGCACCACCUAUUCUGGGUACGCCUUUCAGAUGCGACAUGACUACGAACGGGACCCACUAAAAAUAAACACAAAUUCAUGGAUUGGUAGUGGGAAACUGAUGUCACAGAAAGCCCCUUCUUCCGUACUUCUCUCUCCGGACAAAAAAUUCGAUUCGUUUGGAUAUGAUGCCGAAACCAAAUAUUCUGAAUUGUCAGAGGAGAACAAUCACAAAGGCUGGCUUUACUUCAGACACUUCAAAAUGCUUCUACAUAACAACAAGACACUUGGUCGGUCUACACUAAUAAAGGAUAUCAAUGGGGAGAUGAUGCCGGCCAAGACCAUCUUUUCCAUGGCGAUACGGUAUCUGAGGGAACACCUCUUAGGCAUGGCCCAGAAGCAGGUAGUAAGCGAUUUGGAUGAGGGUAUGAUCGGCUGGGUGAUCACAGUACCGGCCAUCUGGGACGAAGGUGCCAAACAGUUCAUGAGGGAAGCGGCGCAAGUUGCCGGUAUAUGUACUGACUAUCUCAAAUUGGCGUUGGAGCCUGAGGCUGCCUCCCUGUACUGUAUGAAAGAGCAUGCCAUUCGUGUGUGUGAAGAAAGCACGGGACGAACACCAACUCCAUUGUUCGAGGAGGGUUCCAAGUUUAUUGUGGUAGACAUGGGAGGAGGAACAAUUGAUAUGACAGUACACCAAAUAACAGACGGUCAACGCAUCCGAGAGAUCCGACGAGCGUCGGGCGGAGCAUGUGGUGGCACCACAGUGGACAAUGCUUUCCGAACGUUCUUACAGCAAGUUUUCGGCAACGAGGUCCUGGAGGCACUUAAGAAGGAUUCUAUGACAGACUAUAUCGAGUUGUUUAGAGAUUUUGAGGUGAAGAAAAGGGCAUUUAAAUCCGAGUGUGGUAGGAAAAUCGUGUUUCACAUUCCAGUAGCACUAGUAGAUCUGUAUCACUCUAUGACUGGCACUAAGCUUGCGGACAGUAUCGAAAAGUCUACUAAGCUUUCCAAAUGUGUUUCUAUGAAAAGAGACAAAAUGCAUAUUGGUUUCGAGGUGUGUACGGAGUUCUUCGGCGAGGCAGUAUCAGGAACAUUGAGUCACGUGCUAGAUAUCAUGACAGACGAUAUCACUAUGGUAGUGUUAGUGGGUGGGUUCUCAGAAUCGUCUCUCAUACAGGCAAACUUCCAAGAGAUGUUCCCAAACAAGUCCAUCAUCUGCCCACAGGAUCCUGGACUGGCUGUUCUAAAAGGCGCUGUAAUGUAUGGGUUUGAUCCCAGUCUCAUCCAGUCCAGAGUUAUGAAGUAUACUUAUGGUAUAGAGGUGAACAAUGUUUUUGAACCAAAAAUGCAUUCACCUGAAUACAGAUUCUGGAGCCCAAGAGACAACCAAUGGUAUUGUUCCAAAUGCUUUGAUGCGUUUGUCACGGCAGAAGAAGAGGUGAAGGAUGGAAGCGUCGUGACAAAGUUCUACAGUCCUGGAAACAAACAAAAUGAAGUGGAAUUCACUGUGUAUGCCUCCAACCAGAUACCAACUUACAUCAACGAACCGUCCUGUUUCCAAAUCGGCAAGAUCAAAGUGCAACGCCCACCCCAAGGUUGGAAUCCACAAGCUAUGCUCCAGGUAGAUAUACUUUUUGGAGGCACAGAGUUCACUGUGAAGGUGUCAGAUACUUGCCAAGGUUCAUCGUAUAUAAACAAAUUCGACUUCUUGCGGUCAUGACUUUGUAAAACAAUUUUAUAUUCUUUAUGUGAGUUUGAUGCUGCUUAAUGUGAAAUGCUUAGUGCUGUACUUCUAGUGACUUCCGGUUGCAUAUGUCCUCAGCUAUUGCUAGAACGCAAAAAGCCCAAACAAAUAAAACCAAACCUAAUGUGCGUAUACUGCCAUACUUUGGCCAAUUGGAGGACCGAGUAUUCGCUAGUCAAGGCCAUACACAACUAGAUUUGAUCAAGAUCAAAACACGGGAUUUCCAACAAGAAAAUGAUCGCAGACAUGUUCUCGUUCUGACGAACGCUUUCUACGUUUUACCUACGAUUUCUCUUCGUUUUCUCUUCGCUUCCCUUCUUUAACCAAUCUUUAAAAUAAGGUUUUCUUUCACAUACGAUGAAAAUAAACCGUU